Messenger RNA from Neofelis nebulosa (Clouded leopard), 1317 nucleotides. RefSeq names its product FAM3 metabolism regulating signaling molecule D (gene FAM3D). The transcript is spliced from 10 exons. Lineage: Eukaryota; Metazoa; Chordata; Mammalia; Carnivora; Felidae. The record is from RefSeq and is a predicted model, not a curated record. Bases 342 to 1013 code for a protein of 223 amino acids.
GGGGAAGAUUGUUUAACAGGGCAGGGAGGGUUUCUUCACAGGCUUCUUCGCAGGAGGGCAGGGCCAGGGCAGGGCCAGGGGGAGCCCACCCAAGAGCCCAUGAGCCACUUUGUCCCUACCUUUGGGCCUGCUGCAUCUAGAGAGACCACCUGGGAGGCCCCAGCCCCUCCAAGAACCAGCAGGCUGGCCUCCCUCAGCUGCCGGCCCAGGGGGUUGGCUGGCUGGGGUCCAGGACCCAAAGCACCAGCUGGAACGUCUCAUCUUCUCUACUGACGCAGGGACGUGGGAGCCUUGAACCCUCAGGCUAACAGUGACCCCAAGCCACUCCUCACCUGGACAAGAUGAGAGUGUCAGGUGUGCUUCGCUUCCUGGCCCUCGUCUUUGCCCUGGUCUCCACAUGGGUCUUUAUUCGCAGCUACAUCAGCUUAAACGCGAAAACUAUCCGUCUGCCCCGCUGGCUGAGUUUGGUCACCAAGGAGAUCCCAGUCGUGAGGGCCAAGUGUGGCCUCGCUAAGCCCUGCCCAAAAGAGUUCUUCGCCUUCAAAAUCAGCAGCGGGGCUGCUAACGUCGUGGGCCCCACCAUAUGCUUCGAAAACCAGGUGAUCAUGAGUCCUGUGAAAAACAACGUGGGCAGAGGCCUGAAUAUUGCCCUGGUGAACGGAACCACAGGAAUGGUGCUAACACAGAAAUGCUUCGACAUGUACUCCGGAGAAGUGAAGCUGCUGGUGAAAUUCCUUAAAGAAAUUCCAGAGGGCGCACUCGUGCUGGUGGCUUCCUAUGACGACCCAGGAACCAGACUGAAUGAUGAGACCAGGAAGCUCCUCUCCAGCCUGGGCAGUUCUUACGCAAAGCAGCUGGGCUUCAGAGAUAGCUGGGUCUUUUUAGGAGCCAAAGACCUCAAGGACAAAAGCCCCUUUGAGCAGUUCUUAAAGAACAACCCAGACACAAACAAGUACGAGGGCUGGCCGGAGCUGCUGGAGCUGGAAGGCUGUGUUCCCCGAAAGAUACCGUAGGGUAGCUGUGGACCAAAGAAGCUCCUGGCUACUCUAGGAGUCAGAGCUGGCUGCGGCGACGAGAAGGGGGCCAAGAGGCCUGUGGAAAGUGCUGGGGGAAUCCCCUUGCACUGUGCACCUCCCCUGUUUGGAAGCAGACCCCUCUCAUGGGCUGAGGCGGCUCACCCAAGGUGGCCAGACUCAGGGAUCCUUCCAGAGCCCGUCUGCUCUGGAGAGAACAGGCUGGCUGUCACUCCCGAGGAAGGACAGACUGCCCAUACCUGCGGCGCACAAUUAAAUUUUAUUUUUGCUGACUUUGAAUGAA